AUGGUACACUCGAACAACACACAAACAUCGACAAGGGGCCUUUCACAAGGAGCGUCGCAAUGUCGACAUGGUAAAGCAUAUUCCGCAGGUAAUGAAGAAGGCAAAACGCAUGACAAAAAGGCACACAUGUCCUUCUUUUCCAAAACAGCUGCUAUGCUUUUUGUUGUUGCUUGCAUCUUCUUAACGCAUCAAGAUGACUACGAAACACAAGAAGAACAUGUGACCAAAUUACGCGUACAUAACAGAGUUGCCCGCACUUUAGCAAAAGGAAGCGCAGCUCCAUCAGAACAUGAGCUUGAAUUAGAUCCGAUGGAAUUCGAACACUAUGACGAUGCUCCACCAACCUAUGAACAAAGCUAUGAAGGUGCCUACGACGAUGUCGAACAACCGUAUGAACAAACCUAUGAAUUGACCCCCAAACGAAUAUAUUGUCGCAACCAAUGGACGAAACCAAAAACACGAUGUUAUAGUGAACGUCCAGGAGCUAUUCUAAAAGAAUGGAAAAUGGUGGAGUACCAGGUACCACAAGAAGUGCAUUAUGAUGGAGAAUGGAAAAGAGAACAUGAUGCGAGGGAAGAAGAAGUCCAUGAGUCUAUACAAUCGUUCGAUCUGCCUCAGGAACCAAUCGUUCAGGUUAAGGAAGAAGAUGCAAAGGCCAAAACACAAUUUCUGAGGGCAGAAACAAACGUUCCUUCUGGAGAACCAACUCAGCAAUCAGAUGAACAAGUAGGGGUUAAAGCACAUAAUGACCCAGCUGAUUAUAUGUCCACACUCCUAGAACCAUAUGAGGGCAUAAAUUAUUAUGAUAAGGAAGAACAAGAUAACGAGAAGAAACGGAAGGAGGCAACACAUACAAUUGAGAAAUAUGAAGGCAAAGUAGCAGAAGAUAGUGAAAACUAUAGAAUCCAUAGUUCGAUUGCAUUCCACUACGAAAUGACUUGUUUCGAUGAAAGAUUGACAGAUUCUGAAAUAAAUGAAAAAUUAGAACAAAUCGAAGAGGAACCUCAUAAAUGGGAAUUACUGUCUCUAUACUGGCAAUCAUACAGAAAUGAAAGAAGUAAAUAUAUUGCCCUUAAAAAAUCUUUGAAAAAAAAAAUUUUAGAAUUGCGAAACAAACAAACUGUUGUAAGUCUCAAAAUAUAUAACAAGAAAUGGAAAAAAUGUGAAGAGAUAAUUAAUAAUAACUUGACAGAACAAAACGAACAUGUUAAUGAAGUAUUUCGUACCAUGGUGGCAAAGGAAAAAUUGAGCACAUAUGAAUUCGAGAAGAUUUUAUAUGAUUUCAGAGAAUCAUGGAAAGAAAUGGCCCUUAAGACAGCAGACGAAUGUAUAGCGAUUAUUGAAAAACCAAUUGCCUUAGAAGUCAUAUACGUCGCGGACAGGUUUGAUGAGAUAGGAAUGAGGGUUCCAGGUUUUACGGUUCAGGGUUUAGGGUUUCAGGGUUCAGGGUUUUGCGCCUAG
Molecule: messenger RNA, 1461 nt
Organism: Plasmodium fragile
Lineage: Eukaryota; Apicomplexa; Aconoidasida; Haemosporida; Plasmodiidae
Exons: 2
Coding region: 1-1461 (486 amino acids)
Source: RefSeq, a predicted model, not a curated record